AUGUUCGGACACUGGACGCCGUGUUGUGGUUGCUGGUUUCCGUUCUGGUGUGUGGGUUUCUCUGAUUUUGAAAUCAGGAAGAACAGCUUAACCCCUAAAGUCCCAGAUCCUGACCCCCACUGUGAGCCGGACUCUAAAGAUCCAGAGUCUAAGAACCCGGACUCUGAGACUUCAGACUCCAAGGAUCCGGACUCUGAGGCUCGACAAACAUCUCUGUCCAUUUCACAGAAGCCCAGCCCCGACAUCCUGCAGGAGGAGGUGAAGGCGCAGGAGGAGGAGGUGAAGGCGCAGGAGGAGGAGGUGAAGGCGCAGGAGGAGGAGGUGAAGGCGCAGGAGGAGGAGGUGAAGGCGCAGGAGGAGGAGGUGAAGGCGCAGGAGGAGGAGGUGAAGGCGCAGGAGGAGGAGGUGAGGGCGCAGGAGGAGGAGGUGAAGGCGCAGGAGGAGGAGGUGAAGGCGCAGGAGGAGGAGGUGAGGGCGCAGGAGGAGGAGGUGAAGGCGCAGGAGGAGGAGGUGAAGGCGCAGGAGGAGGAGGUGAAGGCGCAGGAGGAGGAGGUGAAGGCGCAGGAGGAGGAGCUCCCGUCGUGUCCCGCUCUGGCUGCGACCCUGGGGCUGCGGGGCGUCGGGGCUAACCACUCAGCCGCUCAGGUUUCCUCAGACCAGUGUCACCUGGACUCGGACUAA
This is a messenger RNA of Knipowitschia caucasica, 681 nucleotides long. The record is from the annotation of a GenBank genome assembly. Lineage: Eukaryota; Metazoa; Chordata; Actinopteri; Gobiiformes; Gobiidae.